CGGUUUCAAAGAUUUUUCCUCCCAUAUUUUCUCUCCUUUCAAGUCAACAAUCAAUCGCCUUUCAUUAUGAACGCAGAUUCCAUACGCGUCUGCUGGCAGAGAUUCUUUAAUUCACUUUCUUCCAGGCUUUGGCAUCCUUGCAGAAAAGGAAGCUCAUCUCUGCUCUUGAUAAAGUCCCUCAUCUUUAUUAUCAUCAAUAUGUACUCAAAUUUAUAUGUGGCGGCUCUUGGCACCUUCUCUUCCACCUGCAUCACCUCUCUUUUCCAUUCAUAGAUUUCAGGAUUCAGAUUUAUAGGGCAGGGAAGAAGCAGCAGCCAUGACCAUUGCUAAUUCAAGUGAAUCUCCCACCAGGCUUGAGGGAAAGUAUAGUGCUAUGGUAGUAUGCUGGGUUUUGGGACUUGGUUCACUUGUUUCGUGGAACAGUAUGUUAACAAUAGGAGACUACUACUACAACUUGUUCCCGAAAUACCAUCCAGCAAGGGUCCUUACUCUUGUUUAUCAACCCUUCGCCGUGGGAACAAUGGUGAUACUGGCAUAUAACGAGUCCAGGAUAGAUACGAGAAAAAGAAACUUGGCUGGUUAUACCCUUUUCUUCCUAAGUACUUUGGCUCUCCUAGUUUUGGAUUUAGCCACAUCAGGGAAGGGAGGAAUUGGAAAUUAUAUUGGUAUAUGUGUCAUUGUUGCUGCCUUUGGAGUUGCAGAUGCCCAUGUUCAAGGUGGAAUGGUUGGAGACCUCUUCUUCAUGUGCCCAGAGUUCAUCCAAUCUUUUCUAGCCGGUUUGGCUGCGUCAGGGGCUCUCACCUCUGCUUUGAGGCUAAUGACAAAAGCAGCCUUUGGAAAAUCUAGUAAUGGUCUUCGCAAAGGAACUAUGUUAUUCCUAGCCAUCUCUACAUCUUUCGAGUUCCUAUGCAUUUUUCUUUAUGCACUCAUCUUCCCCAAGCUGCCAAUUGUGAAGUUCUACCGUUCAAAAGCCGCCUCAGAAGGAUCAAAAACUGUUUUGGCUGACCUUGCAGCUGCCGGCAUCCAAACAGAAGACAGCCAAGGAGCUGAAGACGAUGAUAAACAGCAGCAGCAGCAGCAACGGCUGAGCACCAAACAGUUGUUGAUCCAGAACAUAGAUUAUGCACUAGACUUGUUUCUAAUAUAUGUCCUGACUCUAUCAAUUUUUCCAGGAUUCUUAUACGAAAACACUGGAUCACACCAGCUGGGAUCUUGGUAUGAACUUGUUCUAAUAGCCAUGUACAAUGUGUGGGAUCUGAUAUCAAGGUACAUUCCCCUCAUCGAAAUAGUGAAACUGAAAUCAAGGAAAGGGCUUCUAGUCGCCACAUUGUGUCGCUUCCUGCUCGUUCCUGCGUUCUACUUCACCGCAAAAUAUGGAGAUCAGGGCUGGAUGAUCAUGCUCACCUCCUUCCUCGGGUUAACGAAUGGCUACCUCACAGUUUGUGUGCAAACAGAAGCCCCCAAAGGCUACAAGGGUCCGGAGCAAAACGCAUUGGGGAAUUUGCUAGUUUUGUUCCUUCUGGGGGGCAUAUUCUCAGGAGUGGCUCUUGAUUGGCUGUGGCUUAUUGGUAGCGGUAAGAAGUUUUAGAAAGAUUAGGUUUAAAGAAGAAAGGCUGAUGAUAGCUUGUCGAAGAUGGUGAUUGUAGAGUUUGAUGAUCCCACUUGUUUGCAUCACAUUCUAAUGCUUGUUUGCAGGGCUUUGUUCUGUGAAUCUGUGAAACGUUUAUAACUAAAUUCCAACAACUAAGAAAAUUUACGAAAAA
Molecule: messenger RNA, 1763 nt
Organism: Diospyros lotus (date-plum)
Lineage: Eukaryota; Viridiplantae; Streptophyta; Magnoliopsida; Ericales; Ebenaceae
Product: equilibrative nucleotide transporter 3-like
Exons: 10
Coding region: 317-1588 (423 amino acids)
Biological process (GO): nucleoside transmembrane transport
Cellular component (GO): plasma membrane
Molecular function (GO): nucleoside transmembrane transporter activity
Source: RefSeq, a predicted model, not a curated record